This is a messenger RNA of Quercus robur (English oak), 3579 nucleotides long. RefSeq lists its product as uncharacterized. Gene Ontology annotation, biological process: regulation of DNA-templated transcription. The coding region runs from base 1 to 3579 and encodes 1192 amino acids. The record is from RefSeq and is a predicted model, not a curated record. Gene Ontology annotation, molecular function: catalytic activity; DNA-binding transcription factor activity. The transcript has 2 exons. Lineage: Eukaryota; Viridiplantae; Streptophyta; Magnoliopsida; Fagales; Fagaceae.
AUGGAAACCAAAGUUGAUAAACCUAUUUUGGAAAGGGUUGGUAGACGAAUUCAAUUUACUAAUCUUUUCAUUGUUCCUCGUAUUAAUUCAGGUGGUGGUCUUGCAUUGUAUUGGAAAUCUGAGCUUGUUGUGGAUGUUCAAUCUUUUUCAAAUCGCCACAUUGAUGCUUUUAUUAACCAUGGAGCGGAUGACGCCUGGCGUUUCACAGGUUUCUAUGGAGAUCCUGAGACUGCCAGCCGGGAAAACUCCUGGUCUUUACUUCGAGAGUUGAGCCGCCGUUCAACUUUGCCUUGGGUUUGUAUGGGGGAUUUCAAUGAGAUUUUGUUUGCUGAUGAGAAAUUGGGAUGGUUGGAUAGGCCAGAGAGACAAAUGCAGAGUUUUAGGGAUGCCUUAGACUACUGUAGACUGAAAGACCUUGGCUUCAAUGGAUACCCUUUCACUUGGUGUAAUCGUAGGCCAGAUUCUGAGUAUAAGCGAUUUUAUAGAAGGGGCAAACCGUUCCGUUUUGAAGCUAUGUGGUUAAAAGACCUAUCAUGUGAAUCGGUGAUUAAAGAUGCUUGGGGUGAACAUGCUGUGUCUGAAUCGGUCUGGGUAUUCCAAAAAAAGAUUGCGGCUUGCCAAAAUAAUUUGAAGGUGUGGAACAAAAAUUGUUUUGGGCAUGUCCGUAACUCUUUAAAAAAGAAACUUAAAGAAUUGCAGGAGGCAGAAGAAGGUGGGAGUUAUCGAACUAACCCUAGGAGAAUCUACAUGUUGAGGGAAGAAAUACAAAGGCUGAAAAAUAGGGAAGAAUGCAUGUGGAAGCAGCGGUCUCGGAAUGCUUGGCUCAAGGAAGGUGAUAGCAAUUCUCGUUUUUUCCAUUGUCGGACUAAUCAGAGGAAUCAGAGAAAUUUUAUCACAGGUUUGGAGGAUAAUGAUGGGGUGUGGAGAGAGGAUGAGGGCCGAAUGGGAGGCAUCAUUGAGGAUUAUUUCAGGGACAUCUUUACUACAUCCAAUCCUUCAGGAUUUGAGGAAAUUUUGGGUGGUGUUCACUCGGCCAUAUCUGAGGAGGAUGCAGGGUUGCUAGGCCGUGACUUCCAAGCUAGUGAGGUUAAGCUUGCUCUUGAUCAAAUGGCCCCUCUUACCGCCCCUGGACCUGAUGGUAUGUCCCCUAUCUUUUAUAAAUCUUUUUGGCACAUUGUGGGUAGAGAUGUUACUUCUGUGGUGCUUAAUGCUCUUAAUUCUGGUGUAGUCCCUGAGUCGUUAAACUCCACUUUUAUUGCUUUAAUCCCAAAAGUAAAACACCCUAAGAAAGUGGCAGAUUUUCGCCCUAUCAGUUUGUGUAAUGUGGUUUAUAAACUGAUUUCUAAGGUUUUGGUCAAUCGUUUGAAAAAAUUCCUUGCCUGUGCUAUUCCGAAAACUCAGAAUGCAUUUUUAUCAGGUAGACUUAUUUCAGAUAACGUUCUUGUGGCCUUUGAAACUCUUCACUAUCUUAAGAGGAAAACCAUUGGGAAGGUAGGUCAGAUGGCUUUGAAACUUGAUAUGAGUAAGGCUUAUGACAGGGUAGAAUGGGAAUUUUUGGAGCGGGCUAUGCGGCAUCUUGGGCUGGGGGAGAGGUUUGUGUCUCUCAUUAUGUCUUGCAUUAGCACUGUGACCUAUUCAGUUCUGGUGAAUGGUCAGCCUGUUGGUAAUAUCAAACCUAGUCGUGGUCUACGUCAAGGAGAUCCUCUAUCCCCCUAUCUUUUCCUGAUGUGUGCCAUGGGUUUACAAAGUCUGUUGCAUAAAGCUGAAAUGGAGGGGCAUAUCAGGGGUGUGGCCAUCUGUAGGAAUGGUCCAAAAAUCUCUCAUUUGUUCUUUGCAGAUGAUAGCAUGCUGUUUUGUAGUGCUAAAGAAGCUGAGUGCCAAAAGAUUCUUGAUAUUCUGGCUGUUUAUGAGAGAGGGUCAGGGCAAAAAAUUAACCGGGAGAAAACUAAUUUAUUUUUUAGUUCCAAUACUCCUUCUGAGGUCCAAGUUCGGAUUCAGCAGAUUUUGGGUGUCCCUUCUAUCCGUCAAUUUGAGAAAUAUUUGGGUUUGCCGGCUUUGGUUGGUAGGGCAAAAAAACAAAGUUUCAUCUACAUCAAAGAAAGGGUAUGGAAAAAGCUUCAGGGGUGGAAAGAAAAAUUAUUGUCUCAGGCGGGCAGGGAAGUGCUGAUUAAGUCAGUAAUUCAGGCGAUCCCGACUUACACCAUGUGUUGCUUUAAACUUCCGAAGGGCCUUGUAAGGGACCUGGAAAGCGUGAUCCGCAAAUUUUGGUGGGGAUAUAGUGUAGAGCAUCGGAAAACCCACUGGGUAAAAUGGGAACGAUUAUGUGAAGCCAAAGAAGUAGGUGGGCUGGGAUUUAGAGAGAUUGAAAAAUUUAAUGAUGCCUUAUUGGCUAAACAAGUCUGGAGAAUGAUCCAUAAUACUGAUUCUCUUUGUCAUCGUGUUUUUAAGGCACGGUUCUUCCCGGAUUGCUCCAUUUUAGAUGCAAAAGAGUCAAGUUCCGGUUCCUAUGCAUGGAAAAGUAUUAUUGGUGCUAGAGAUGUAAUUCGAAAAGGUAUGGUUUGGCGUAUUGGGACAGGGGAGGCAGUGCGUAUUAAGGAGGAUAGGUGGCUGCCUGGACGUGUUCACGGUACAGUCAUUUCUCCCCUUCCUUCUAUGGCCCCGGAAGUGAAAGUGAGUUCCUUGAUUGAUCCAGAAAGAGUAGCCUGGAAAACAGAGGUUGUGCAGCAACUAUUUCUACCCCAUGAAGCCGACAUGAUCUUGGGCAUUCCAUUGAGCUCUCGACGCCCCGAUGAUCGCAUUACUUGGGCACACACACCAUCUGGUAUGUUUACUUCCUGUAGUGCUUAUAAGCUACUGGUUUCUUGUGAUAUCUCUACUAGUGCAGGUGCAUCUAAUCCGGACAGCCAGAAAAAAUUCUGGAAAGGUAUCUGGCAGCUUCGGGUACCCAACAAAAUAAGGCAUUUUGCGUGGAGAAUUUGCAACAAUGCUCUGCCUACACUGGUCAAUCUUCACCGACGCAGCAUUGUGCCUAGUCCGAUCUGUGCCCAGUGCCAAAACUAUCCUGAAGACUCUCUCCAUGCAAUAUGGUGCUGCGAAACCAUCAAAGGAGCUUGGGCGGCCUUGGAGUGGAUCCGUCAAACUGCACCGCCACAGCCUGCAUCCUUUAGCGAACUUCUAGCUGGAUUCCUGUCCUGUGGAGAAGAAUUCAGAGCUGAGAUCUUCGUGACCAGUGCGUGGUUCCUCUGGAAUAGAAGGAAUGCUGUCCAUUUUGGACGGCCCUCAUUGCCUGUGGAUAGCAUAUGCAACAGAGCAGGAAACUACUUGCAGGAAUUUUUGCAAGCCCAGAUAGAAGAGCCAAUUCCAAUUCGUCUUCCUCCCAGUCAGCAGUGGCGUCCUCCGAAUCAUCAUUGUUUAAAAAUAAAUUUCGAUGCAGCGGUGUUUCGUCGACCAAGUAAGGCGGGCAUUGGUGUCGUUAUCCGCAACAAUGCAGGUGAAGUUGAAGGUGCUCUGUCCUCGUCCAUUCCUAUGGCCCAUUCGGUGGCUGAUCUUGAAGCCUUAGCAUGUUUGAAGGCUGUCUAG